This is a messenger RNA of Hyla sarda, 1881 nucleotides long. Its product is annotated as oocyte zinc finger protein XlCOF22-like. Gene Ontology annotation, biological process: regulation of transcription by RNA polymerase II. The transcript is spliced from 5 exons. Lineage: Eukaryota; Metazoa; Chordata; Amphibia; Anura; Hylidae. Gene Ontology annotation, molecular function: DNA-binding transcription factor activity, RNA polymerase II-specific; RNA polymerase II cis-regulatory region sequence-specific DNA binding. The record is from RefSeq and is a predicted model, not a curated record. The coding region runs from base 36 to 1775 and encodes 579 amino acids.
CUAUAAGGUGUCAGGACGUGGCGGUCUAUUUCUCCAUGGAGGAGUGGGAGUAUGUAGAAGGACACAAGGAUCAGUACAAGGAUCAGGUCAUGAUGGAGGAUCAGCAGCCCCUCACAUCACCAGUCACAUCCAGUAAGAGAACAGCACCAGAGAGGUGUCCCCGUCCUCUUCUUCCACAGGAUGAUCAGGGUCAAGAUCUGAACAAUAUUAAUGCUCCAGAGACAGAUGUGAGCGGUGAUGAGCAGUAUAAGGAGGACAUUCCAACAGGAAAAGAUCUGAACAAUAUUAAGGCUACAGAUUUGAAGGAGGAAGAGACAGAUGUGAGCGGUGAUGAGCAGAAUAAGGAGGACAUUCCGACAGGAAAAGAUCUGAACAAUAUUAAGGCGACAGAUAUGAAGGAGGAAGAGACAGAUGUGAGCGGUAAUGAGCAGAAUAAGGAGGACAUUCCGACAGGAAAAGAUCUGAACAAUAUUAAUGCUACAGAAAUGAAGGAAGAAGAGACAGAUGUGAGCUGUGAUGAGCAGUAUAAGGAGGAUAUCCCGACAGGAAAAGAUCUGAACAAUAUUAAUGCUACAGAUAGUGAGGAAGAAGAAGAGACAGAUGUGAGCGGUGACGAGCAGUAUAAGGAGGACGUUCCUACAGGUAACCGCCCAGGUAAUGCCUUUUGUUCGUCUAGAUAUCGGAAUCUGUCGAAGCAAGCCCCAAACCACAUUUUAGAUGACAUUAUAGGCAAUGAAUCCCAGAGAAGGUCGAUCUCUGACUUGUACGCAGCCUUCCGUAACCGCUUCCUAAAACUUGAUCCCAAACAUGUAUUUCGGACGUGGGAAAGAUGGACACGGCACACAAACAUUACUGACGUAGUGUUGAGCGGGUCUGUACGGAAAAAUGUUAUCGAUGAGAGUAAACGAGCUCAUACAGGAAAGAAACCAUAUUCAUGCUCAGAUUGUGGGAAAUGUUUUACUAAGAAAUCACAACUUGUUCAACAUAAAAGAACUCACACAGGGGAGAAGCCAUUUUCAUGUUCAGAAUGUGGAAAAUGUUUUACUGUGAAGCCACAUCUUGUUAAACAUAAAAGAACUCACACAGGGGAGAAACCAUUUUCAUGUGCAGAAUGUGGGAAAUGUUUUUCCCAAAAAUCAAGUCUUGCUAAACAUGAAAUAACUCACACAGAGGUGAAGCCAUUUUCAUGUUCAGAAUGUGGAAAAUGUUUUACUACGAAAUCAAAUCUUGUUCAACAUCACAUAACUCACACAGGGGAGAAGCCAUUUUCAUGUUCAGAAUGUGGAAAAUGUUUUACUAUGAAAUCACAUCUUGUUGGACAUCACAGAACUCACACAGGGGAGAAGCCAUUUUCAUGUCCAGAAUGCGGGAAAUGUUUUACUAUGAAAUCACAUCUUGUUGAACAUCACAGAACUCACACAGGGGAGAAGCCAUUUUCAUGUCCAGAAUGCGGGAAAUGUUUUACUAUGAAAUCACAUCUUGUUGAACAUCACAGAACUCACACAGGGGAGAAGCCAUUUUCAUGUCCAGAAUGUGGGAAAUGUUUUACUAGGAAAUCAACUCUUGUUAGUCAUCAAAGAACUUGCAAAAGCAAUAAGCCAUUUUUAUGUACAGAAUGUGGAAAAUCUUUUACUGAGGAAUCACAUCUUGUUGAACAUCACAGAACUCACACAGGAGAGAAGCCAUUUUUAUGUUCAGAAUGUGGGAAAAGUUUUACUCAGCAACAUCAGCUUGUUAGGCAUCACAGAACUCACACAGGGGAGAAGCCAUUUUAAUGUCCAGAAUGUGGGAAAUGUUUCGCUAUGAAAUCAAAUCUUGUUAGGCAUCAAAGAACUCACAAAGGCAAGAAUCCAUGGGAAUUCCGGUCUGCCUGCUGAUAUC